GACGCUGUUUGCUGUCUAUAUAAGGCAAAUGAUGACAAAAUAAAGGAAUCAUACUAAAAUUUAAAGUGCCUGCUUCAUUGAAGGAAAUCGACACAAUGCAUCGUGGGAUUUUACACUGAACAUUUUAUUUUUAACUACGGUUGUAGCCAGAUAGUCUAGCAAGCUUGCAUUUUUAAGAUUAGCUAAAUUAGCGAAUCUUAGCUAGUCUACCUUACAUGGUAACCAUACUUUUUAACGUUUACUUCAAAGAAGAACGACAGAACAGAAGAAAAUCUUUUUGUGUUUUAAGUAAAGGGGUGAGCACUUUUUAAAGACAAACCAAGAAACUAGAAGAAACCGAAAUAUCGACCACGAUGGAAUCAGGCGGCAAGCAAGUGACGGUCCAGCUGAUGCUGGCGGUGGGAGCUGCUGUGAUUGGCUCACUGCAGUUUGGCUAUAACACGGGAGUCAUCAACGCCCCCCAGAAGAUUAUUGAGAAAUUCUACAAUGAGACAUGGUUUGACCGUUACAAUGAGCAAAUUCCACAAACCUCUCUGACGUCCCUCUGGUCCAUCUCGGUCGCCAUCUUCUCCGUCGGCGGAAUUUUCGGGUCCUUCUCCGUGGGUCUGUUCGUCAACCGCCUCGGAAGGAGGAACUCCAUGCUCAUCGCCAACGUCCUUGCCUUUAUCGCCGCCGUGCUCAUGGGCUUCUCCAGGCUGGCCGCCUCCUGGGAGAUGCUCAUCGUCGGCCGCUUCGUGGUAGGCCUGUACUCGGGGCUGUCCACCGGCUUCGUGCCCAUGUAUGUGGGCGAGAUCGCCCCCACCGCCCUGCGGGGGGCUCUGGGCACUCUCCACCAGCUGGGCAUCGUCAUCGGCAUCCUCAUGGCACAGGUGUUUGGGUUGGACUCCAUCCUGGGGACCCCCACAUUGUGGCCCUUCCUGCUGGGGUUCACCUUCAUCCCCGCCGUGCUGCAGUGCGCCCUUCUGCCCUUCUGCCCCGAGAGCCCCCGCUUCCUGCUCAUCAACCGCAACGAGGAGAACAAGGCCAAGAGCGUGCUGAAGAAGCUUCGGGGCGUGACAGAUGUGAGCGCAGACAUGCAGGAGAUGAAGGAGGAGAGCAGGCAGAUGAUGAGGGAGAAGAAGGUGACCAUCCCCGAGCUGUUCCGCUCGCCGCUCUACCGCCAGCCCAUCUUCAUCGCCAUCAUACUGCAGCUGUCCCAACAGCUGUCCGGCAUCAACGCUGUCUUCUACUACUCCACCCGGAUCUUUGAGAAGGCGGGCGUGUCCCAGCCCGUCUACGCCACCAUUGGCGCUGGAGUCGUCAACACCGCCUUCACCGUGGUGUCGCUGUUUGUGGUGGAACGCGCUGGCCGCAGGUCUCUGCACCUCGUCGGCCUCAUGGGAAUGGCCGGAUCCGCUGUCCUGAUGACCGUCGCCAUGGCGCUGCUGGACAAGCUGAAGUGGAUGUCCUACGUCAGCAUCGUGGCCAUCUUCAGCUUCGUGGCGUUCUUCGAGAUCGGGCCGGGCCCCAUCCCCUGGUUCAUCGUGGCCGAGCUGUUCAGCCAGGGCCCGCGGCCUGCUGCCUUCGCCGUGGCGGGAUUCUCCAACUGGUCCGCUAACUUCAUUGUGGGCAUGUGCUUCCAGUAUGUGGAGGAACUCUGCGGCCCGUACGUCUUCGUCAUCUUCACCGUGCUGCUCAUCAUCUUCUUCGUUUUCACCUACUUCAAAGUUCCGGAGACCAAGGGCCGCACCUUCGACGAGAUCUCCGCCGGGUUCCGCCAGACGGCAGCGGGGACGGCGGUGGAGAAGUACGCCCCCGAGGAGAUGAACAGCCUGGGGGCGGACUCCCAGCUCUGAGCCCCGCUCCUGCGCCCCCUACAGGAGCAAACUCGCUCUGAUACUACUGAUAGACUGACAUGCUGGCUGGCUGUCCACAUAUUCGCGGCAUUCAUAGAGCAAGGGGUGGGGUGGGGCAGACCCCUGUCCGGGUAUCUUCAGUAUGUUGGGCUGGGGUUUGGGUUGGGGGUGGGGAGUUUAACACCGAAGCAUCUGAGAGAGGAAAAGGGGGUCUUAGACAACCUCCUUUUAUACAUACGUGUACAUGUUUGUUUUUGUUUAUGUCUUGCUUUGUUCAUCGUCACUUUUCGUCAUGCUGAUGGGACCUUAGAUCAGCGUUAGUCUUCCUUGCCCACGUUCCUUUCCUGCAGCUACAGCAAGUUCCGUUACUUUUCAACGAGAGACGAAUCAUUCUCUUUUCCUCAGCCUACUGUCAGGCUGUCUCAUUUUUUGGUUAUACAGUUCAGAUACCAUACCUACAGUACACCCACCCAUUCCAUUUGAAGGGGAGUGUCUUUGAAAGGCCAGGCAGUGAAGGGAAGAAUAACUCUAUCCAGAUUAUUGCCACGACCCUGGGAGGGAUUUCAUGCUGAGUGGUGUGUUUGGAGCCAUAGUAUCUUAACAAUUAGGUGGCUAAAUGACUUGAGGAUUAACUUGACUUAAAUCUUGAGGAUUUUUAGAGGGGCUGUUUGAUACAGCCUUUUUAAUUGUUUAAAAAAAACGGUUUUCCUGAUAACAUCUUGGUUUUGAAAAUUAUUUUUAAAUAAAUUUUUAAACACUCUUUUUGCUGACUAGACUGUCUGCAUGAUAUUAUUUCUGUGAAAAGAGCAAUCAGCAGUAGAUUCUAGUUUUGGCAAUGGCCUGGAAUGAAUUGUACCCCUGCAAGAUUGCGCUCAGCACAGAAAAGUGCCACUGCUUAGUCAGAGCACUAGAUUGACAUGUCAGUUGAGUCACCACCAGGGGGCACUCCAGUUGUAUAGGAGAAAUGGUCAGAUGUUCUUUGCCCUAUAACUUUCCGUUCUCGGAAUACCUCCAAAUCUCUCUCGACCGCGGGAAAAUUCCUAGAAUUCACACAUAUUGAAGAGGUCUGUUUAUUACAGUGAUGCUGUAUUUGUAAGACAAUUUUCAUAUGUAGCUUUUUUGCCGGUCUGUUCCUGGUAUAAAUGUGGUCACUUAUGAUGAAACAGUUUCCAUGAAAUUAAAGAAAGUAAGUAAUUGUUUUUGAUGUAUAUCUGUGGAAGUAGAACCCACCAUUUCACUGAAGGUGAUUUUUAUGUUACUGCCCUAAUUCUGUGAACAUGGCCACUGUUAUGGCCACUGCAGCAAUAGCAGAUGAAUUUUAAAACAAACCCUAAAACCCAGAAUGAGAACAUGAGGCUCUUGAAGGAUCCUCUGCUCUAUAGUCCUUUAACCUCAAACACACUUUCAGUUUUGUCAUUUGUUCAUUUUCAGUUUUAAGUAGCCCAUUGGAGGGGGCAAGCAGUGCGGUCAAGCCAGAAAUGUCAAUUAGGAUAUUUUUAUUGAACAUAUUAAAAAAAUAGUGCUGAGCCAGCAAAUCUGCCUAUGGGCCAUUACAGUGAGCCAUUACAGAGGCCGUGUGUCUGUGUGGUAUCAGAUGUGUGUACAUAGGUGUGCCCAGUCCUAUGUGCACCUGAACGCCUCCAUAUAGCAACCAAUAAUGUAAUAACUAACCAGUAACAUAGUGACCAACAAUGGCUAUACUACCUAACUAGAAAUGUAAUUACAUUGUAACUAACAAAUAAUGUAAUGCCCAACCAGUAAUUUACUAAUGGGUUAUAAUUGGGUGAUGAUUGAUGAUUGACUAUAAUUAAA
Messenger RNA from Megalops cyprinoides (Indo-Pacific tarpon), 3647 nucleotides. Its product is annotated as solute carrier family 2, facilitated glucose transporter member 1-like. The coding region runs from base 354 to 1835 and encodes 493 amino acids. NCBI's taxonomy places the organism in Eukaryota, Metazoa, Chordata, Actinopteri, Elopiformes, Megalopidae. Gene Ontology annotation, cellular component: apical plasma membrane; basolateral plasma membrane. The record is from RefSeq and is a predicted model, not a curated record. Gene Ontology annotation, molecular function: hexose transmembrane transporter activity. The transcript has 10 exons. Gene Ontology annotation, biological process: response to insulin; monosaccharide transmembrane transport.